AUGGCAUCCACCACACAAACCAAGUACAGAGACCGCGGCAUCCCCAGCAUCUCCCUCGCCAACUACGAGUCACGUAUCGACGUGAUCACAGCUGAGCUCGUCUCCGCCGCGUCCGACGUCGGCUUCUUCUGCAUCGUCGACCACGGGAUAACACCGUCCGAAAUCUCAGGCAUGUUCGCCGAGUCAGAACGGUUCUUCUCGCUGCCGGACGACAUUAAGGCCCAGGUCCCGUUCUCUUCCGCGCACAAUGCCGGGUGGGAGAAGAACUCGCAGGUGCGGCCGUCGACGGGCGUGGCGGACCACAAGGAGUCUUAUCAGAUGCAGUUCGGCGACAACAUGAAAGGAAAGUGGUUGGGAGAACAGCUUCUCCCGGGGUUUCAGGCCAGCAGUCUCGAGUUCAUGCAUAAGGUGCAGCAUGUUUCGGAGAAGUUGAUGGUGUGUCUUGCGAGAGGAUUGCGGUUUCCCGAUGAUUACUUUGUCAAAGCGCAUGACAUACGCAGGCCCGAGAGUCAGACUGUCGCGAGGCUGUUGCAUUAUUUCGAGACGCCGCAGAACACAAAUGGUGAGGUAUGGCAUCGUGCCGGUGCGCACACAGAUUGGGAUCUUCUCACGUUACUGUUUCAGAAGGCGGGACAGUCAGGUCUUGAGAUCUGCCCGGGCCGCGAAGUCUCGACUUCAUUUGGUCACGGUGAUACGUGGACACGAGUGGCACCCUCCAGCACGAAUGCAAUUAUCUGCAAUAUCGGAGACCUGCUAAUGUCAUGGUCCGACGACCUGUUCAAAUCAACCUUUCACCGCGUCAAAGCUCCGACUGAACCUGACGACUAUUAUGGCGAGAGAUACAGCAUCGCUUUCUUCAACCAGCCGUGUCGCGAUACACUGAUCCAGGGUCCACAGAAGAAAUACCCGUUGGUCACGGGUGAAGAAUUUACAAGGAAUGCGAUGAUGCGCAAUUUCCAGGCUUUGGAAGAGAAGAGGCGAAAGGAAGCCCUGGAGAUGGCGAAGAAAGAAGAUUUGGCGACUGCAAAGCUUGAGAACGGUAAGGUAGUGUCCGAGCUUGCGACAUGA
Messenger RNA from Exophiala aquamarina CBS 119918, 1068 nucleotides. RefSeq lists its product as uncharacterized. Lineage: Eukaryota; Fungi; Ascomycota; Eurotiomycetes; Chaetothyriales; Herpotrichiellaceae. Bases 1 to 1068 code for a protein of 355 amino acids. The record is from RefSeq and is a predicted model, not a curated record. Gene Ontology annotation, molecular function: dioxygenase activity. The transcript is spliced from 2 exons.